Molecule: messenger RNA, 3051 nt
Organism: Saccostrea cuccullata (small rock oyster)
Lineage: Eukaryota; Metazoa; Mollusca; Bivalvia; Ostreida; Ostreidae
Product: agrin-like
Exons: 20
Coding region: 44-2416 (790 amino acids)
Molecular function (GO): protein binding
Source: RefSeq, a predicted model, not a curated record
AAGCAGAACAGUGUGAAUUGAAGGGAAAUAUAAACAGAAAAUAAUGAAAAUUGUCCUAAUCAUCUUGAUUAUUGGUAUUAUAUGUGUCGGUAUUUGUGACGGGAAGAAAACAAAAGACAGAAAGAAAUCAAAGUGUGAUAGAAGAAGUGGCCCGGUUUGUGGUGAAAAUGGGAAAACAUACAGGAACGAAUGCAAGGCUAUUAAAAAGGGUAUAGCUAUAGCAUGUAACAAGACCUGCCCUUGUGUGCCUUGUAUCUGUACAGCAGAGUACGCCCCGGUCUGUGGUAAAAAUGGACAGACCUACAGCAACAUGUGCGAGGCAAAGUGUGCGGGCCAGAAAGUUAAGUGUUCCAAUGAGUGUCCUUGUAAGAAGAAGAACCGCUGCGACAGAUGCUUGAGAAAGAAACAAAAGGCGGUGUGUGGCAAAGACGGAAAGACCUACCUAAAUAAAUGCAUGGCAAAAUGCAGUGGACAAACCUUGCAGUGUAAGAACCAGUGUCCUUGCCCGACAUGUGAUUGCUCAAAGCCAACAACCCGGUGUCUGACUGAUGCCAGUUUGACCAGGAAAUGUUACGACCCCUGCAGGAAACAAUGCAAAAAGUAUAGGAAGAAAUCAAAGAAAAACAAGAGGCCCUCUAAGAGAUGUAGGUGUAAGAAGAACAGAAGACCAGUCUGUGGAAAAGAUGGCGUUACCUAUGGCAACAGCUGUAUGGCAAGAUGCAAGCGUGUAAAAAUUGCAAGCCAGGGAGAAUGCCCAUGCGCAUGUCCACUGUCAUAUCUUCCGGUUUGCGCAUCUAAUAACAAAACGUACGACAACGAGUGUUCAGCAAAGUGCGAAAAACAAACGGUCACCUGCAAUGGUCAAUGUCCUUGUCAGGAAUUGAGACCAUGUCCUCGAAUAUUUUUACAAGUGUGUGGGUCAAAUGGACAAACUUAUGAUAAUGACUGUCUCGCAAAACAAGCAGGCCAGACUGUUGCUUGCCAAGGCCAAUGUCCCUGCAGGUCUUCCUUGCUACCCUGUCCUCGGAUUAUGAACAAAGUGUGUGGCUCUGAUGGCCAGACUUACAACAACGACUGUCUUGCCCGUCAAGCUGGAGUGACAGGGGAAUGUUCAGGAGAAUGCCCUUGCUCUCAACGACCUUUACUUCCUUGUCCAAAAAUCAUCAAUAAAGUCUGUGGAGCAGAUGGUCAGACGUACAAUAAUGAUUGCUUGGCAAAACAGGCCGGUCAGCCAGUGGAUUGUGAAGGGGAGUGCCCCUGCCCCACCAGGAGCAACCUUCGACUCUGCCCUCGGAUUUAUAAUCCAGUGUGUGGCUCUGAUGGGAAAACCUACGAUAACGAAUGCCUGGCCAAACAGGGAGGAGUUCAGGUAGUACAGGAAGGAAGAUGUCCAUGCUUUUGUCAGCUGAUCCUUAAACCCGUCUGUGGAGCUGACAAUAUAACCUACGACAAUGAUUGUAAUGCAAAAUGCAGUGGACAAACAGUGGAUUGCGAAGGGACUUGCCCAUGUAGAAGCAACUUAAGGCCAUGCCCACGGAUUAUUUUACCAGUUUGUGGUAGAGACGGAAAGACCUACAACAACCGUUGUCUAAUGGAACAAGCUGGUCAAACUUCUGAUUGUGAGGGGGAGUGCCCCUGCCCAACCAGGAGCAACCUUCGACCCUGCCCUCGGAUUUAUAACCCUGUGUGUGGUUCUGAUGGGAAAACGUAUAAUAACGAAUGUCUGGCAAAACAAGGGGGAACCGAAGUGCUUCGAGAAGGCAGAUGUCCAUGUAUAUGUCAGGAAAUUUACAAACCUGUCUGUGGCUCUGAUAAUAAAACAUAUGACAACGCUUGUAACGCUGGAUGCAGUGAUAUUUCUGUAACCUGUGAAGGCCAGUGUCCCUGUCAAUCAUCUCUUAGGGCAUGUCGAAUGAUCUAUAAUCCUGUCUGUGGGGUAAAUGGACAGACGUAUAGCAAUCGCUGCUCUGCAGAAGCUGCGAAUGUGGCUAUUAAUUGUAAUGGAACAUGUCCGUGUAGAAAACCGUGUGCUUGUCCAUUCAUACUAAAACCUGUAUGUGGUAGGAAUGGUGUUACAUACGACAACGAGUGCGGAGCCAGAUGUGCGAACCAAAGCGUAGAAUGUGAAGGGCAGUGUCCAUGUCGGAAGACGUGCGUGUGUCCAUACAUAUAUUUACCAGUGUGUGGAAUGAACGGCAAAACAUACGACAACGAAUGUUCAGCUACCUGCGACGGUACUGAAAAACAAUGCAGUGGGUCUUGCCCAUGUCCUGAGAGCAAGCCUUGUUUGUGUUCACGAAUUAUCGACCCUGUUUGUGGCACAGAUGGCGUAACAUACGGUAACAGCUGCCAGGCUCGUUGUGCGAGUCAAUCAGUGGCGUGUAAUGGCGAAUGCCCCUGUACCAUAUUAGCGUGAGGAUGAAUUCAAUGGAAAUCCCCAACAAAGAGCUUAUAAUGUUUAGCAGAGGAGUAUAGGGACAAGAUGAAUUCAAUGUUUGAAGUUAUGUCUUCUUUUUGUACUGACUGACCACACCUCCCCCAUAUUUUUAUAAUUAUGUAUUUUAUUUCUUGUCUUAAGUAUGUGAAUUUCACAUGUAUCAUAAUAAUUGAACACCGUUGAAGAACCAUUGAGGUGCUAUAUUUAUGUGACCCAUAUAUAUUUUUUUUCAUAUAAGUGUACGUAUAUGUAACAAAUGACUGUUUCACAUAAAAGAAGUAUCAUAUUUUCCUUAUAUUUACAAUAACAUUGAACAAACCCAGUAAAAAUAUUGCAAAUGUAUAGAUUCUGUGAAUUUUAUGGCAUACUUUUAUACAACAUUUUGUCAAACAGUUUUUUUUCUAUCAACACUGAAAACAAGAAUCAAAAGAAUAGACCUAAGCAGCUAUUAGCAAUGCGUACAUGAUUAAUGUUUAAAAGUUGAUACUGAUUUUGCUUACCUAUACAGAUAUGAAUUGCUGAUUCAUGUGUUCGAAAUAAUUAUUUGUAUAAAUGUCUUACAUUUUAACUGUAAACACCUUUUUAAUAAUAAAAGCUCAAAUAUAUGUAUUAUA